AUGUUGGGGAAUCUGGCCUACACAGAAGAAGUGAAGGACGAUGAAACUAUAGAAAAUGCCGGUUCGCAAGGCAAGAAAGAUGGGACUGGAGAUGAUAGUGACAACGAAGUACGUGGUGUAGAUGAUGAUGAUGAUGACUAUUUGAAUCACGUUGGUCCUCAUGCUCAUGGCAGUCUCUUCGAUCGCAUGUGGGAGCUGAAGAAAAAGGCUGAAGAACGAAAGGAGACCGAGCGCGAUAAGAAAUUGAAAGUUGAGGCGAAAAUUCUGGAGAGCGUCGCAGAAANGUUGGCGAAGGGUAUCCAAUACGACAAGCCUAUACAAACUGGCCAAACGGAAGCGAAAUCGGAAGAAAUCCGGAAAAAGUAUCGCAUACUGAUUGAGGGAGAAGAGGUUCCGGCCCCUAUUCGAAAUUUUGUAGAAAUGCGCUUCCCCACCCCACUUGUCAAUAUUUUGAAAUCAAGAGGAAUAGUGAAACCCACACCAAUUCAAAUGCAAGGUCUCCCAGCGGUUUUGAGCGGUCGCGAUAUGAUAGGGAUUGCUUUCACCGGUUCAGGGAAAACCAUGGUUUUCUCAAUUCCCAUCAUCAUGUUCUCAAUGGAUCAGGAACUCAAAGUUCCCUUUAUUCCUAGUGAAGGUCCUUAUGGCCUGAUUCUUGGUCCUUCGCGUGAGUUGGCAAGGCAAACGCACGAGGUGAUCAAUAGCAUCACGGAUGGAAUGGUAAAAGCCGGAUUUCCCGAAAUACGAUGUAGUCUGUGUAUCGGCGGAACAGCAGUUAAAGAUCAAGCGGACGCAUUCCGUCGUGCCGGUGUGCAUAUCCUUGUUGCCACACCGGGUCGACUGAUUGAUUUGUUGGAGCGCAAAAUAUUCAAUCUGGAAGUGUGUCGAUAUCUGGUUUUGGAUGAAGCCGAUCGCAUGAUUGACAUGGGGUUUGAAGAAGAAGUUCGAACAAUUUUUUCAUACUUCAAAGGUCAACGACAAACCUUACUGUUCUCCGCCACUAUGCCAAAGAAGAUUCAAAACUUCGCUAAAUCUGCCCUGGUCAAACCGGUAACUGUCAACGUGGGUCGAGCUGGUGCAGCCAGUAUGAAUGUCACACAGGAGGUGGAGUAUGUGAAACAUGAGGCCAAGAUCCCGCAUCUGCUUCAAUCACUUCAAAAGACUCCUCCACCGGUUAUUAUUUUUGCCGAACGCAAACAGGAUGUAGAUGCAAUUCAUGAAUAUCUCUUACUAAAAGGUGUCGAAGCUGUAAGUAUUCACGGAGGAAAAGACCAAGAGGAGCGUGUGUCUGCAGUAACUGAGUUUCGCGCCAAACAUCGUGAUGUCCUUGUUGCUACUGAUGUAGCCAGCAAAGGUUUGGACUUUCCCGAUAUCAAUCACGUCAUAAAUUACGAUAUGCCGGAAGAUAUAGAAAAUUACGUUAUAAACAGGUUGGAAUCUUUCUUUUUGACUUCGAAGAAGAGCAGCGACUUCGUGCCUGUCGGCAGUCAAGCGGUAAAGAUAAUCACAUCGGUUCGUAUUCCGCCAGCACCGGCUAACGCCAAGAUUUCCAUAUGUACCCAUACGGGCAUUCGACUGAACACUCCUGAAGAUCGGUUGUAUCAUUGA
This is a messenger RNA of Echinostoma caproni, 1605 nucleotides long. The record is from the annotation of a GenBank genome assembly. NCBI's taxonomy places the organism in Eukaryota, Metazoa, Platyhelminthes, Trematoda, Plagiorchiida, Echinostomatidae.